Molecule: messenger RNA, 4125 nt
Organism: Tupaia belangeri chinensis (Chinese tree shrew)
Lineage: Eukaryota; Metazoa; Chordata; Mammalia; Scandentia; Tupaiidae
Product: maestro heat-like repeat family member 5
Exons: 30
Coding region: 157-4050 (1297 amino acids)
Cellular component (GO): cytoplasm
Source: RefSeq, a predicted model, not a curated record
CAUGCCCAUUCCACAGCUCUGUGCCAAUACUGCAGCCAUUAUGACCUCAGGGCUGAGGUCAGCGCUGGCAGGGGCGGGGCAAAGACAGGCUGGCCUGCUGGGCAUGAAGACAGAGCUAGCGGUGGGGCCUAUGAGUCCUCCGAACCACAGCCAGCCAUGGACAGGCAGUAUUCGGAGAGGCCACAUAGCCACACCUCAGCCAGCAAGAUGGCGUCAGCUGCAUCCUGCAACCCCAGAAUCUCUUCCCAUGUCUCCACAUCCACGAAGAACCCGUCUUACUUGAAAGUACCUCAGGAUUCUGUCCACAGGGAUAGACGACAACACCCCGCCACCAUCUUGCUCUGCAAGUCACAAAGUAGCCAGGCUGCACUGGUGCCCAAGGAGCACCAGAUGUUCAUGGAGGAAGCCUACAAUGCAGCCAUCUGCUUCAAGAUGUUCCGGGACAUGAGUGACUCGGACCCCCUCCACCUGAAGUACAUCAUCAAGAAGAUCAAGAACAUGGCUCGCAGGUCCCCCAACCUGGUGCUGGAGACCAUCCAUGACUACUUCACAGACAACCCAGAGAUCUCCAACCGGCACAAGUUCCGGCUGUUCCGAGCCCUGGAGUCGGUCAUUGAAGCCACCGACUUCCUGGAGGAGAUCUGGAAGGAGACGUUCAUGCAGCUUGCUCUGGAGAACAUGACCAAGUCCACGGAGCUGGAGGACGGCUACCAGGAUGCGGCCAGUGACGUGCUGGUGGCCAUCUGCAGGCACUCGUGGAGGACGGUGGCGCAGUACCUGGAGACGGAGCUGCUGACAGGCGUCUUCCCACACCGCAGCCUCCUCUACGUGAUGGGUGUCCUGACCUCUGACGAUGGUGUCCUCACCCAGGAAGACAGGGCCGGCUGGGAAGAGCAAGUGACCCAGAUGGCUGUCAAUUCGGUCCCGUUCCUGAACACGGAUGUGUGGUCCAAGGAGCUGCUGCGUGCACUCACUAAGCCGAGCCAGACCCACCAGGAGCAGUCCCCGGAGAAGGCCUUCCUGUUCACCUACUAUGGGCUGAUGCUCCAAGCCGAAGAGAACAGCAGCACCGUCCGGACGCACCUGCAGACACUCCUGGAGACAUCCCACCAGUGGCCCAAGCAGAGGGAGGGCAUCGCCCUCACGGUGGGGCUGGCCGCGGCCCGGCACCUCGACGACGUCUGGGCCGUCCUGGACCAGUUUGGCCGGAGCGCGCCCAUCAAGUGGAGUCUCCACAGCUUCUCCCUGAAGGUUCUGGCUCGCUUACGCUGGAGGUGGGCCAGCAGCACCGUGCCCCUGGCCUACGGGCAGGUGGCAGCCAAGGCCAAGGCGCACUUCCUGCCAUGGGUGGACAACGUCCUGUCGCGGAUGGUCUUCUACUUCCACUACAGCUCCUGGGACGAGACCCUGAAGCAGAGCUUCCUCACGGCCGCGCAGACACUGAUGGCGGCCAUCGGCCGCGGUGAGGGUGCCCACAGCUACGAGUUCUCCCAGGCCUCCGAGCUCCUCGAGUGUCUGAUGGUUCUGCUGGAGAAGGAGCCGCAGGAUGUGCUGUGCACGCCCAGCCGUCAGCAGGCCCUCCACGUCGCCUCCAGCCUCUGCAAGCUGCGGCCGCCCAUAGAUUCAGAAAGGAAGUCGCGGCUCCUGGCCACCUGCCUGCGCAGCGUGCUGGCCCUGCCGCUGCUGGACACCCUGCAAAAGCACUCCUGCCUCUUUCUGGAGCCGCCCGACAUACAGGCCCUGUACCACAAGACCAUGGAGGCCCUGGAUUUGCUUCUGCAGAGCCUCAUCACACAGAACCCCACGGCCGAAGAGCUGCACUUCCUGCUGUCGAGCAUCUACGUGUGGCUGGCGUCGGAGAAGGCCCACGAGCGGCAGCGGGCAGUGCGCUGCUGCACGGGCCUCCUCAAGUUCCUGAGGCACAACCCCUGCCUGGACCCAAAAGAGGACUUGAAACGUGUUGGGCAGCUGGUGGGCAUGCUGGCCAUUCUGUGCCAGGACCCAAACAGACCCACCCAGCAGUCCAGCCUAGAAGGACUGGGCCAUCUCUACUACCUCCUGACACACAGGACAGACCGCCAGCCCACAGUGCCUCGCUCCUGGCCAGCAGAAGAUGCUCAGAGAGAACCGCAGGCCCUCCAGGAACUCUCCCAGCCUGGUGAGGACGGAACCCCCCUCUGGAGCAGUGGGGACCAGAACGUCCCCGGCCCGGCCCAGCAGGAGCCAGCAUCAGUGGAGGGGCACAUCUUCCAGCUGCCCAGCUCCCAAGCCAUCAAGGAGAUCAUGAACCACCUCUCCUUGGCCGAGCUGACCGACCUCCUCUGGACCGCCGUCCACGACCUGGGCUCCGCCAGCCCCUUCCGCGUGCAGGCAGCCGCCGACAUACUGCUGGCUGUGGUCCGGGAGCACGGGGCCAAGCUGGACACCGUGGCCAACCUGGGCCGGGCGGUGCACCUGCGCCUUUGCUCUCUGCGCGUCCCGCAAGCCAAGGAAAAUGCAUUGCUGGCCAUCACGCUGCUAGCCCGCAACCACGCCCCUGAGCUGGUGGCCACCUUCCUGGACUUCUCCCUGCCCCUGGACAGCCAUGCCUUCCGGCUCUGGAGGGCCCUGGGUGCCGAACAGCCCCUGAGCCACCUGGUGCUGGCCGCGCUCCUGGCCUGGCUGCACGAGCGGCCCCUUCCCCUGGGGAGCAACCACAGCCCCCAGCCCAAGGAGAAGACCUACCUGCGCUCGCUGGCCGCCAUGAACACGCUGCACGAGCUGCAGUUUGCCCGCGAGUUCAAGGCAGCGGUGCUGGAGGCCUACCCUGAGCUGCUGCUGGCGCUGCUCACGCAGAUGCACUACGUCCUGGAGCUGGGCGUGCCCGGGGCGCCCCCGCCCAGGCAGCCCGCUGUGGAAGCCACGCCCAGCCCCCAGAGCACAUCGCUGGAAGCCCUGAAGAGCCUGCUGUCCACCACAGGGCACUGGCAUGACUUUGCCCACCUGGAGCUGCGGGGCACCUGGGGGCUGUUCUGCUCCGCCCACACCUACCCGCAGGGCGUAGGUCUCCUUGCCAGGGCCAUGGUGCAGAACCACUGCCGGCAGAUCCCGGCCGUGCUGGGCCAGCUGCUGCCCCGCCUGCAGAGCCAGGAGGAGCGGGAGAGGAAGGUGGCCGUCCUCAUCCUCACUGAGUUUCUCUACAGCCCUGCCCUGCUUCAGGUGCUCCCCAAGCAGGCUGUCCUGACCAUGCUGGCACGAGGCCUCAGGGACCCCAGCGCCGAGGUCCGCGUGUGGAGCCUGCAGGGCCUGGGGAACACCCUCUUCCACCCGGAGAAGGGAAGCCUACUCCGCGGGCAGCUGCCCCCCUUCCUGGAUGGGCUAUUCCAGAACAGCGAGCCAGUGGUCGUGCGCCUCAUGGGCACCGUGUCGGAGGUGCUGCACUGCCUAGGCACUCACGGCGCGGGCGCCCAGAGCCUCAGUGUCGCCAUCAACGCCCGCUCCUUCUUCGACGACGAGCGGGACAAGAUUCGGGCGGCAGCCAUGGCUCUGUUCGGGGACCUGGUGGCGGCGAUGGGAAACAGGGCGCUGAGCGGCCUGCGGACCCAGGUGCACCAGAGCAUGGUGCCUCUGCUCCUGCACCUGAAGGACCCAUGCCCAGCUGUCACCACGCAGGCCAAGUUCACCUUCUACCGCUGCGCUGAGCUGCUCCACUGGCGGCUCCGACACACCCUCUUCUGCACGCUGGCCUGGGAGCGCGGCCUCAGCGCGCGCCACUUCCUCUGGACCUGCCUGAUGAGCCACAGCCAGGAAGAGUUCGGCAUCCACCUGGCACAGGCCCUCAGCUACCUGCACAGCCGCCACCGCCAUGUCAAGACCUGGGCCGCCCUCUUCAUAGGCUACACCAUCUGCUACCACCCCCAGGCCGUGUCCCAGAUGGUGACCGCCAUGGACACGAACCUGCUGCUAUGUACUUUUGAAGACCUCAAGACAGACCCUGAGCCUGGUAUCCGGGAAUUCGCCACCAGGCAGCUGUCCUUCCUUCCAGAGGUGUCAGCCAGACCCCAGCACUGACAGCGGCCCCCUCCCUACCCACCCCUCCACAGCAGGCUGCCUAAUGUUUCCAUUUGAAAGAAAAAUCUAGAUUGA